AUGGUGGGGAAAAUGCUCACCCCGGUUAACGGGGCUGUACCGAGGGGUGUGCUGACCCGUGCCGGUGUACCGACAGAGCCCCCCGGUAACGUACCCUUCCCUCUCUUCGGGCAGCUGAAGAAGUUAGAUGAAGACAGUUUAACCAAACAACCUGAAGAAGUAUUUGAUGUAUUGGAGAAGCUUGGAGAAGGUUCCUAUGGCAGUGUCUUCAAAGCCAUUCAUAAAGAAACGGGUCAAGUUGUUGCAAUUAAACAAGUUCCUGUGGAAUCUGACUUGCAGGAGAUUAUAAAGGAAAUAUCCAUAAUGCAGCAAUGUGACAGUCCUCAUGUGGUGAAAUAUUAUGGCAGCUAUUUUAAGAACACAGACCUGUGGAUAGUCAUGGAAUACUGCGGCGCUGGAUCUGUGUCUGAUAUUAUUCGAUUACGAAAUAAAACUCUCACAGAAGAGGAAAUUGCUACAAUAGUGCAAUCAACACUGAAAGGACUAGAGUACCUGCAUUUCAUGAGGAAGAUACAUAGGGACAUCAAAGCUGGAAAUAUAUUGCUAAAUACAGAGGGACAUGCUAAACUUGCAGAUUUUGGAGUAGCAGGACAACUUACAGACACCAUGGCAAAGCGGAACACCGUUAUAGGGACCCCAUUUUGGAUGGCUCCAGAAGUGAUUCAAGAAAUUGGGUAUAAUUGUGUUGCAGACAUCUGGUCUCUGGGAAUCACUGCAAUAGAAAUGGCUGAAGGCAAACCACCAUAUGCAGAUAUUCAUCCUAUGAGGGCAAUUUUCAUGAUUCCUACUAAUCCGCCUCCAACAUUCCGGAAACCAGAGCUCUGGUCAGACAAUUUUACGGACUUUGUAAAACAGUGUCUUGUUAAGAGCCCGGAGCAGCGUGCCACUGCAACACAGCUUCUGCAGCAUCCGUUUGUUAAAAGUGCCAAAGGAGUGUCAAUUCUGCGAGACUUGAUUAAUGAAGCAAUGGAUAUCAAGCUGAAACGUCAAGAGGCGCAACAGCGUGAACUAGAUCAGGAUGAUGAAGAAAAUUCAGAAGAAGAUGAAACUGAUUCGGGUACCAUGGUGAGGGCGAGCGGAGAUGAAACUGGUACCAUAAGAGCUGUCAACACGAUGAGUGAUGGAGCCAACACAAUGAUAGAACACGAUGGCACCUUGGAAUCCCAGUUGGGUACUAUGGUCAUAAACACAGAAGAGGAAGAGGAGGAGGGCACCAUGAAAAGGAGGGAUGAAACGAUGCAGCCAGCCAAACCGUCAUUCCUUGAAUAUUUUGAGCAGAAGGAGAAGGAGAAUCAAAUCAAUAGCUUUGGGAAGAAUGUGUCUGGCCAGACAAAAAAUUCAUCUGAUUGGAAAGUACCACAGGAUGGAGACUACGAAUUUCUGAAGACUUGGAGUGUUGAUGAACUUCAGAGGAGGCUCUUAGCCCUGGACCCCAUGAUGGAGCAGGAGAUUGAAGAAAUCCGCCAGAAGUACCAGUCAAAGCGACAGCCGAUCCUUGAUGCCAUUGAAGCCAAGAAGCGGCGGCAGCAGAACUUCUGAGCCGCUGGGAGAAUAAUCUUCCAUCCUCAAACAAUCAGCUCCUUGCUUUUACGACUACUAAACAGAUCGAUUUCUAUUGAAAUACGCUAGCAAAAUAGAGGGCAAUACUUCUGCUCAUUUAUUUUUCCAUAGCACCUUUGUGAACUCAGGAAUGCUGUUAAGUGGAAAAUCCUGAUGGUAUGUUUUAAUUUUAGACAUAUAUUUAAAACAUUAUUCCAAAGGAGUUUUGUUACUGUUUUUAGGGGGACUGUUUUUGAAUCAGAAGAACAGAUAGAAAUAGGCUAAUGAAAGUUGGCUCACUCUCUUUUCAACUGAACUUUCAGUAGUCCGUUUUGUUUUAAGUUAAUAUGAAUUGUGGUAUUUAAUGGCUGCAUCCUUUGUGGGUUUUGUUUUUGUUUUUCUUUGUGAAUGCACAGACUCAAUUUCAAGCUGUUAACUGUAUCUUUCUACUGUUAAGGUACUGCUAAGUUUUAGGUCGCUGAAGAGAGCAGGUGAGAACAUGUACAAACUGUUCUAGCCUUUUGAAAGAAACUUAAAUCUCAUUUUUUAAAAGCCUGUAAUAAGCCCCAUGCCUUACACUGUGUGCUUUAAGCAAGUGUGGUUUCUUCAAGACCUCAGUUUUGUCCUCUUUUUGUGUACUUUAUGAAUUAAUACGAGUAGAUAAAGCAUGUUGUGCCUCCAUCAGAAAUUACAUUCUGUGAUUUAAAAUCCACACUGACUUAAAACCAAAAGCCAGUCGGUGAUCUGAUUCCCCUUCGUCUGUCUGUUUGGAAAUGUCCUUCAGGGAGACCCCGCUGAUGGUGCAGUGCUCGGAAGAUGAAACUGUAUUCGAAUGGGUGGAAGUUGUGUGAACCUCUCUCAGGAAUUAGGUACUUCUUCUGUGUCUGAGAGGACUUAAAAAUCUCCACAGUUUGUGAAAUAUUUUAUAGGCUUCAUUUCAGAUUUACAUCUUUAGAUGCUUGAAUAAAAACUUAAGUUCAGAAUCCUUCACAUUUCUGCAAGGUUUAGCACAUUAGAAAGGUUGAACUGAAAUUAAAGACUUUGUUGAAUUAACGAAGAUGUGCAUUUGUGGUGGUGGAGCAAAGGUGGAGUUGAUCUGGAUGAGAAGGCAAUUACUGAUGUCCUACUGGAAGAGAUUCAGUCUCUUCUCUUCCAGUUCCUCUGGAUGCUCUUGUGUUCUUUCUUUACAUUUCCCUGGCAUUCCUGCCUGGUAUAGCUCAAUCAACAACAAUGUGCCAGCAUGUACAAUCGCUGUGAGGAUGGUGCAAUUAACUCACGCCAGUAGAGUGGAGAGUAAAACAGAAGAAGCAAAGAGCUUCAUUGCAGGGCAGAGACCAAGUGAUACCUCUGCCCCAUGGGCUGUAAUAGCAGACGCAUGUAGUUUUAGAUUUAUCUAGCAUAUGAUGAAAUAUUUGGACAGAGCAAGUAUUUCUACUGAUGUAUUUUUAUUUUGCUCUGAUAGAGGGAAGAGUUUCCAUGUCAUUCUCUGAAAUAGGCCUUGGUACAUCGCCUAGAUAAUUAAACUAAAUAGCAGUGUCUCCUGAAUCAAAUGCUGCUAGAGAGGUGAAGUGUUCAUUUCACACCUCUGUAGGCUCUUUUUUUCUCCUUGGAGCAGACUCUUGGCUACUGUUAACAGGUAUACUCCAUUGCUGUGAAAGGAACCAAGCCAUUUUUACUCCCUCUGCAGAUCUGGUUGCAUCAGUUUGUCUCAGUUUGAUACGCAGUGCAAACACAGCUGUUCCAGAGAUCAGCAAACCAGCUGUCCCUGAGUGAAAAGGGAGGCAGUAAGCAGUGUAUCUAGGGUGCUGCUGUCAGAGUACCUCCUGGGAUAACCAACAAUCUGAUAGCCUCAAGUACUGGGAAAGUUUUGAAUUGGGAAACCAAGUAAUUAAAAGGUUCAUUGUUGUUAACGGACUAAAAUCCCUUAGUGUGGACUCUCUAAUGAGGUCUAGUGCAGUGCUGUGUGAACACCAGGGCUCAUACAGUGCUCAUCUGGAAUGUGUGCAAUACAUUUUGCCCUAAACAUGUGUUUAUUAUAAGCAAUAUUUGUUAGCAUCCUUUGCAUCAAAGAAGCUCCCACAACUUAGGAGAGAGUUCUCUGGUGAAGUGUUGGAUCUUGUAUUAGACACUUGGAUGGGUCUGGCCCAACACCUCUGGUGUGAUUGACAUGCAGAUAUGUGAUGUGGUAAAUUGUGCACUGCUUGCAUGUGGCGUGGAUCAAGCAGAUUCUGCUGGGAGUAGUUUUACCUCUGCACUGUGUAGGUAACUUUCUAGUGACUGGAGGGCAUUAGAAAACCCAAGUUUUAGGUGAAACACCCCAGGGUGGUGUCUAUUGAUGGAAUAUGCAACCUGUGACUGCUGUAACUGAAUGUAAGCACUCUUGAAAUACUCUGCUUUGCUAAUGUGAUUGUCUUAAAAUACAGCAAAUGAACCAAAAUAAGUAAAACUGGUCCAAUGGCUUAAGUGUCUUUGAACCUUUCUUAAAUGCGUGCAGUGGCUGAGACUUGAUGUUUCUUGCACUUGGAGCUCUAAUGCAGAAUAAUUAUUUUCUCCUUCACUGAUUUUCAAUCUAUUAGAGAAAAUAAUUCCCUUUCUGGUCCCUUUGUAGAGUGUCUGGGAGCAUAGUACCUGCUCACUUCUCAGAGAAUCCUCCAAGCUAAGAGCAAGGCUUGUACCAUAAGAGAAAGCUGUUCCGACGAAGUUUUUAAGCAAAAAGCUAGCUUAAUUGUGAAGCUGCAUUCAUGGGCUCCUUGGGUCCAUCUGCAUUGCUGAAAGUGUUCUGGACAAACCAUUAUCUUUUGCUUCUAAAACCUAGAGAUACUGAAGAUGUCAGUCACGUGAGACUUAAAAAUGUGAAGUUUGUAGCUUUAACUUUUUUGUAACAAAGAAAUUAGCAACACUGGCAUAAAGUGCUGACUUGAAAAGCUAUUUUGUAAGAUCUGGCUGUUUGUAUAUAAUAGUGUUGGGUCAUUAGUUUGUAUAUGUAUGAAAUAGUAACUUUUAUUGCAUUGCUCUGAGUUUGAUACAGGAGAUUUUAUUUGAUCUUUCUCAAAUAUCUUGCCUUAUUUGUUCAAAGGGGCAAAUAAACUAUCCUUAC
Messenger RNA from Haliaeetus leucocephalus (bald eagle), 4636 nucleotides. RefSeq names its product serine/threonine kinase 4 (gene STK4). The record is from RefSeq and is a predicted model, not a curated record. The transcript is spliced from 12 exons. The coding region runs from base 1 to 1539 and encodes 512 amino acids. Gene Ontology annotation, biological process: regulation of MAPK cascade; protein phosphorylation; intracellular signal transduction. NCBI's taxonomy places the organism in Eukaryota, Metazoa, Chordata, Aves, Accipitriformes, Accipitridae. Gene Ontology annotation, molecular function: protein serine/threonine kinase activity; ATP binding. Gene Ontology annotation, cellular component: cytoplasm.